AUGAUAGUGGAAGCUAAUGCAAGGAAGGUGGGCAAAGUCCUAUUUAAGCCAAUAAGCAGUGAAUGUGUUGGUGUUGACAACAAGGGUGUGAACCGCCUGAUCUCCAAGAAGAUCGUCAAACGGAAGAAGAAGGGCUCUGAUGAUUCCUCUGGUGAUGAGUAUCCAGGUAUAACAGAGAAUGGCUGCCCUGCAGAGGUACUCUCGUACUCGGAUGAUAACAGUGCUUUGUUGGAAGAUGCAAGCAGUUCUAGUGCCAAGAGGUGA
This is a messenger RNA of Miscanthus lutarioriparius, 264 nucleotides long. Lineage: Eukaryota; Viridiplantae; Streptophyta; Magnoliopsida; Poales; Poaceae. The record is from the annotation of a GenBank genome assembly.